This is a messenger RNA of Archocentrus centrarchus (flier cichlid), 1032 nucleotides long. RefSeq lists its product as uncharacterized. Lineage: Eukaryota; Metazoa; Chordata; Actinopteri; Cichliformes; Cichlidae. Bases 45 to 788 code for a protein of 247 amino acids. The transcript is spliced from 4 exons. The record is from RefSeq and is a predicted model, not a curated record.
UUACAGGGGAUCAUGACUCAUGUUCAGUCCAAGAGUGGGAAGUCAUGAUGUUAUCCUAUUUGAAAAAGAAGGGCAUCCCUGUGGCUGAACAAGCUGAUGAAGUAGUAUCUAAGCUUGUGGGGAGGGCACAUGAAGUGGUUAAAGUGGGCAUACGCAGUAAGCCAGUUUUGAAUCUGCGUGAAGGACCUGAGCCCAUUUUUGAGUUACUGAAGCAACACUUUAGUGAUACUAUGUCCUCCAGCUUGCCCUUAGCUGAUUUUUAUGCUACUGUGCCCCAUCCUGACGAGCACCCCUUUGACUAUUGGCUGAGACUUAAUAAAGCUCUGGAUGUGACAGAGGACUCUCUAAAGAGACAAAAUAAGGCUUUUGACUAUCUGUCACGUGACUUAGCUGCCAUGUUUAUCCAGAACUGUCCUGAUCCUGAACUGUCGCUCAUAUUCAAGUGUAGACAGCUGAAAGAAUGGACAGUUGCAGAAAUUCACGAGAAGCUCGUUGAACACUGCAGAGCUCGCAAGCGACUAUCCAAACACAGUGUGACCAAUGUUUUGCCUUCUCAGCAACAGGAGGUCACCACUUCUAUGCAACGUGCGACACUCACAAGUGCGAUUGUGCCUGCGGCUGCUGUUGUGUCGCCACCUGCUGGACAGGCAGCCGAGAGCUCCCCGGACCGCCUGGACCAGGUCAUCACUCUGCUCGAACGUGUUCUGGAGCAGCAGCCACAACAGUACAAGUUUCAAAACCUCGUUGCCAGUGUAUGGGAGAAGAGCACGAGGUGCUGUACCCGAUGAUGAGCCCAUGAUUCUGACCAGUACAUGUUCCGUUUCAUGCAGGUGCUGUACCCGAUGAUGAGCCCAUGAUUCUGACCAGUACAUGUUCCGUUUCAUGCAGGCAGAUAAAGUCAGCAUUCAUCUCAUCCUGUCUCCUGAUUGUCAUUGAACACAACGCAGACACAAACUAUACGACGAAUGGAAACACAGAACUGGGUUAUGAUUAUUUGGACCGAGCUGAAUUAAUACACGGCCAAGUUCAGCA